AUGGAUGCAGAUGGCAAAGGGAGCGGACUUCAUGAUUUUACAAGUUUAAUGGGAUCUGACAAGAAAGUACUGCUUAAAGCUUUGCCAGAUAAGCUACCUGGAGUGAUCAGACCACAAUCAAGUGAGACUGUAGUCAAAAUUUGGAAGGUAUAAAUAAUUACAACUUACUAUGUGUAUUCAGUACCCACCUUACCCCUUCAGUACCCACCUUACCCCAUCAGUAUCGUUACACCUUACCCCCAUCAGUAUCAUGACACUUUUCUUAUUUUAUCAAGGAUUUUGAUGAAAUUUAUCAGUUAUUGGGAUGCCCAAGCCCUACCGAAGAGCAAAUUACGGGCUACUUUACAAAGGUAAUGCUAUAAAUGCUUCUGGGGUUUUUCCUGUACAAAUGCAAUACAUUAAUGUUGUCAAUUCAUCUCUCCUCCAUGUUUUAGAAUCCAACAAGUAUCGUUUAGCUUUUAAUGUUGCAUUAUUUGAAACUUUGCAUUUAUUUGCCAUUAACUGGCAAUGUGCCCAAAUGUGCUCUACUUUGGUAUUUACUCAGUCUAAUUGCCAGACCAUUUUACUUGUCAGUGGUAGCAUACUGCCAGCAGUGGCGUAGCCAGCCCGUCAAUUUGGUCAUGCUAUGCAAAUUUGAAAUCAUUCAUUUCUAAAGAAAUUCAUUGUUUUCACGGUCUAUGAACACGGAAAUAUUUGCAUAGCAUGACCAAAUUGUCGGGCUGGCUACGCCACUGACUUGGCGUAAAUGGAUUAACUAACCAAUUUUAAUUAACCCAUUAACUGGCAAUGUGCCUUAUUUUAGUAUUUACUCUGUCUACUUGUCAGUGGUAGAGUACUGCCAGUAAAUGGGUUAAAGUAGUGUUUUCUUUCUAGGCUGUUAAUUGGGUCGAACUGUUCCUUUCUCUCGGUGGCAAAUGUAUGGGAUAUGAGAAAGCACAAAUUACACCAUAUAUCCACGCCAUUGUGUACCAUGUUCCAAAGUUCAUGCGUAUACACAAUGGAAUUAAAAAGUUCACUGGCCAAGGUAAGGAUGGCACAAGAAAAAGUGCAGAGACGGAUUUUCAUAUUUUCGUUCGGGGGGGGAUAAAUAUCUCGGGGGGAUAAAUAUCUCGGGGGUGCUGCUGCUUGCUUUGGCCAGGGCGUGGUGGCAACGCCCGGAAAGGCCAAGGAAAAGGUUUAACAAAAUUUGCUUUCUAGGCCUGCAUGGCGAGAUCUGAGACCAUAAUAUUGGUAAUUUUACAAAUUUAGUAGUAAGAAUAAUCAAAUAUGAAACUAUCAAAUCAAAAUAUAUAUAAUUUUUUGGGUGUGUGUGUGCAAAUCAUUUCUGGGGGGUGCACCCAGCACCCCCCCCCCCCCGAAAAUCCGUGCCUGAAAAAGUGUAUUUACUAAUAUAAAAUAAAACACUUCCAAAUAUUGCCUUUUAUAGGUGUUGAAAAACUUAACAAUGACUGCAGGCGAGUCCACUUGCAGCGAUCAAACAAGUGGGAUGCAGCUAAAGAUGUCCUUUUGGUUGGAAAACGCAUCGAACAUCUUGCAGAAUGUAAGAGAACACCAAGAAGCUACAAAAAGCAAAAUUCAAGUUACUGGGAAACAGGUAUUAAAGAUACACGUUCAAAGCGAGUGCGAAUUUCUUGUGAGGAAGUUGCUGAUUCCCAAGAGCCCUUAGAUAUUGAUGUGGAUACCAUCUCAGUUCAAGAGAUUAAAGAGUUGCUUAAAGAAAGAGGAGUCAAAACAAGAUUCAGGUGCCUUAAGAAAUUGAAAAAACAACUUAUUGAAUCUCUCCGAAAUAAGGAAAAUGAGGCACCAAACUCACAACAAUGA
This is a messenger RNA of Paramuricea clavata, 1821 nucleotides long. NCBI's taxonomy places the organism in Eukaryota, Metazoa, Cnidaria, Anthozoa, Malacalcyonacea, Plexauridae. The record is from the annotation of a GenBank genome assembly.